UGCGAAAGGUCGCGAUCCAACGAAAACCAUCGCCGCAUGGAGUAUGCGUCGCUAACCGACCACGACGACACUAGCCACAAGUGCAAUGUCCUCUUCGCCGUGCUUGGGUUUGCGUAUUUAUUUCCAUUCUGGGCACUCGUCCAACCCGUCGACUAUUGGCACGAGCUGUUUCCGACAUUCAACGUCGAGUUCAACAUUUCGUUGGCGUACACCGUCACCAGUGUCGCGACGCUGGCGUGGGUCGUGUUUAUCAGCGGCGUUCGCGGCCACAACCUUCGCAUUGUCGGGGGAUUGCUGACGCAAGUGGUAGUGCUGGCUGUCCUACCCUUGGCGUCCUUGCUGCAAUCCCCCACAGCCCGCCACGUCAUGGUGCUCACGUCGACAGCUGCGAUCGCCGUGGCCACAGCCGUUCUCGACAGUUCGGUGUUUGGGCUAGCCGCUUUGUUUCCCAAAGGAGCGAUCGAGUACGUCCAGUUCGGCAUGGGCGUCUCGGGCCUCGUCACCGUCGUUUUCCGAGUCGUGUCGAAAGCCUGCUUCCCCCCAACCAUGCUCACGGUGGCGACUACCGCCUACUUUCUCGCCGGUGCCGUCGCCGUCGGGUCUGCCGUCGUAGCGUAUUUCGUACUAAUCAACUUACCGCGCACUCAACAUUAUCUCCGCGCAGCCAGCACCCAACACGUGGACUGGUCGUUACUGAGCAAGGUCUGGAGAAACGAAGCCCUGGUCGUGGUCAACUACGCCACCACACUCGCCGUCUACCCCGGUAUUGUGUCUGGCCUCUAUAGCAUCCAAUACCCGUCACUCAACGCCAACGAAUGGUGGCCCUUGAUUCUACUCACGCUGUACGCGGCCUUUGAAGUCGUCGGGCGGUAUGGGGCAGCGUGGAGCCACUGUGGCGUCACCCCCGACACAGUGUGGCGCCCCGUGGUGGCGCGACUGGCGCUGAUUCCGGCUCUGGUGUGCACCGCCCAACAUGUGUGGCAUGACGUUAUCUCGGUGGCGCUGGUCACUACCCUCGCCCUCUCCAACGGCUACGUCGGCACGUUGGCCGUGGUGGUGGUCAACGACUGCGUCGACAAACCCGAACGCGCCGCCGCUGGCAUGAUCUCCAGCCUCUGCAUCAACAUAGGGCUUAUUGUGGGGGCGGCAAUUGCCUUUUGCCUGGCCUUGCUCUUUCACCUGUGACCCCCCCCCCUCCGUCAGUACUUUGUACUACGAAGUACUACGUAGUACCUGGUACUACAAUAGUAACAAUCAUACUACUACGAAGUAGUAAUACAUACUUAACGUUGUACGAGGCUAGCAGGAAAAGCAACCAAUGAAUGCUACUGGCGUACUAUUAAUAGAACAUAUCAUUGUACAGCCA
Messenger RNA from Aphanomyces astaci, 1366 nucleotides. RefSeq lists its product as hypothetical. Gene Ontology annotation, molecular function: nucleoside transmembrane transporter activity. The transcript has a single exon. Gene Ontology annotation, cellular component: plasma membrane. The record is from RefSeq and is a predicted model, not a curated record. Lineage: Eukaryota; Oomycota; Saprolegniomycetes; Saprolegniales; Verrucalvaceae. Gene Ontology annotation, biological process: nucleoside transmembrane transport. Bases 37 to 1185 code for a protein of 382 amino acids.